UGCAUCUUUGUCUUGCUAAAACAGAAUGAGUGUUUUUAACCGUCUGGCACCUUUGAUCCCACGAGUGCCUGACUCCAGCAGACAAACAAAGGAGCAUCCAAAAGUGUGUUUGUCACCUCCUCUGCCUCUUUCUUCUCCCGUCAUUAAGAAGAAAGCCAUUCACAUCCCAUCAUUUGAUGAGAAGGGACUUAUCUUUGAAAAACACAACACAAAGCUGUACACGGCGGACAGAUCAUUUGAUUCAAUUUGGACAUCCAAGACACCAAGCCCGCCCUCGAGGAGUAAAUCAUGUCAGCUUUCACAGAGAAACCAUGGAGAAAGAGCUUCAACCCUCCCAAGGACCAAACCUCAAACAUGCAGCUCUCAGUCUCUCUCUGCAAAACCCAGCACCUCCAUUUCUCCUUCUCCUAAGCCAAAUUCCUCUCUCACUCUUCCCACUGUCAAACCAAAGCCAAGUGAUUCUCUUCAUCUUCCCGCCUCACAGGCGAGUGAUCUUUCUCCAUUACUGCACCAGCCAGCACCAAAGCCAAGUGUAUCUCCAACUCUGACAGUCCCAACACCCAGGCUAAGCCCAUCUCCAACAUCCCUUUGCCAAGGGACGAGCUCAGACGGUCCACCAGUAAAACAGCCUUCUCCUAUUGCAAAAGAAAGACAUGCUAAAUCGAUUCCCAUCUGUAAUGUCAAAGCGGAGACAUCAAAUGAGAUAAAGCAUGAAAUUCUUGACCAGGAUGCUUUACUGGACUUUACUCACCCUGAGAUGAGAAAAGGUCGUAUGAACAGAGAUUCUCAACAUCAGACUUACUCAGAAUCCUACAGACGCCCGGUCACAUCUUCAAAUCCUUGCUUUCUGCAAAGCAAACUUGGACUAAGUAAAAAAGACAAUACUGCCAAAGAUGAAGCAAAGGCUCUGCAAAGGAGUACAGACAUUACUGCAUUACCUAAACCAAAGUGGAACAUCAAUCAGCACCAGGAACUUCAACCCAGUAGAAUGACAGGUACACAAAUAUCCACUAACUCUAAAGGCAUUAAGUCUGCUAACGUUGAUCACUGGGAGUCUCCGUCAGUGUUUGAUGGACCGGCCACUCUGUCAGGUCCUCAAAGAAAAUAUAAAAACUACCCUCAGAAGAGCAAUUACUCUCAGACCUUACAUUUUACCUCAGCUCACCCACCAUAUGAGCAACUGUAUUCUGAGAAAAAAGCAGCUUUACCCGUGACUCCUCAAACAUCCUUUUCCACUGAGCCUCUUUUUAAUCAGUCAGGCGUUUCGCCAAGCAUCGAGGCAAGGAGGAGACGGUUCGACCUGCACAGUGAAACAAGACCAGAAGCAGCAUUGCUAUCAGCUUCUCGUCCCAGGAAACAGCAGGAAGAAAACAAUAAUCAGACAAUUACAGGAAACUCUCAUAAAAUCUUUCAUGAAACUGGUGCAUCUCAAAACAUCAAGUCCCCACAGAGACCCCUCAGGUUCCCGUCAAAGGCACAGAGUCAAACUGUGGAUGUAAGGUGUGCAGUGAGUCAGUCUCACUGUUUAUCAAAGGAUUACAGCUGCCAGUCAAGAGAAGCUGAUCAGAAAAUGGAGGCUUCCCAGUGCACACACAGGUUAAAUCAGCUUAAGACAUGUCAGGUGGCACCUCAGACCCAGGAGGCCUCCCACCCUCCCUCUGGUGUGUGCACCACCUCACAAAGGGGAUCCUUUUUGAAACCUGACCUUCAGUCACACAGAUGUGGCUUAGAUCAGGAACAGUCUCCUCCUGACAAACAGAUGAAGGUCAGCAGCACAGGACUGAAUCAAACAGACAUGUUAGCACCACCUGACCACCGUGGGGUGCCAGCAAAGCUACCAGAACAUCCCUCAGAGAAAUAUGUUGCAAGCUGGCCCCCGUCUGUAGCGCACUGCCCAUUCAGCACAGACAGUUUUGGCCUAAGCUCAAAGGGGGUCUUUGACAGAGUAUACCAGAGCCUGGAAAAGACAACAACAGCAACAACAGCUUCCAGUCUACUAAAUCAGCUGAAUGACUCUGAAACAGGCAAAGUAUUUUUCUCAGAGGAAUCAGAAGACCCCUAUUACGUCACGAUGUAUUACCCAGGCUCAAUUUAUGUGGGUGAGUACAAAUAUAUCCAAGUCACCUGCAAGAUUUUAACAGAACAAACCCAGCGACAGCACCUCUUUGAUGCCCCUGCUUUUAUUUGGAGUGGGAGUUGA
This is a messenger RNA of Haplochromis burtoni (Burton's mouthbrooder), 2200 nucleotides long. RefSeq lists its product as uncharacterized. The record is from RefSeq and is a predicted model, not a curated record. The transcript is spliced from 2 exons. The coding region runs from base 26 to 2200 and encodes 724 amino acids. Lineage: Eukaryota; Metazoa; Chordata; Actinopteri; Cichliformes; Cichlidae.